Chara braunii is the source of this 1767-nucleotide messenger RNA. The record is from the annotation of a GenBank genome assembly. Lineage: Eukaryota; Viridiplantae; Streptophyta; Charophyceae; Charales; Characeae.
CGGAGCGGCGCCCACUCUCUCAUUCUCAUUCUCGUUCUCAUUUCUCAUUUCUCAUUCUCAUUUUCGUUCAUUCGUCAACAGACGAGCGAGGCUCGGGAAACGUCGACGAUGCGCUUCUGGGGGGAGGGUUUUGUUGAUUUGUCGAUGAGUGGAGUCGAUCGAGCGAACGACAUAGCCGUGUGAGUAGUAUGUCUGUUCAGACGACCAAGACCAUCACGCCGAUGUGCGCGCGAGGUGCGCGCGAUCCAAGGUCGUUGCGUUUGUAGGUCGCGGAGAGAGUUUUCAAUUGGAAAAAUUUGCUGUCGUGUAGGAGAGGGAGAAGGUUUUCGAUCGGAAAGUGGGAAGUUGAUUGAUAAGCGUGUGUAGUAUUCUAUAAGGGAUUUGAAGGCAAAGCGCGCCGGGAGAAGCGCACUCACGCCAAGAGAGAGAGAGUGAGAGAGAGAGUGAGAGAGAGAGUGAGAGAGAGGUAGUGCAGCGGGGAGAGAGGGAGAAGGAGGAAGAUGGGGAGAGGAUAUGGUGGUUGGUUAUGGAGAGUGACGGGGUUGGUGGUAGUGGUGAUUAUGUUGUGUAUGAUGGGUAAAGAAGCCCAGAUGGCGAAUGCACAGGCUUUGGAGGCGGACAUGUCCAACUUUGUGGGAAUGAGAACUUUCCAAGACCUAGAGAGGGGGGAAAAUGGACUUGAAUUCGCGGCGUCUCAUCGCAGAAGGCUGUAUGAGGCGUCCGGGUACUCCUGGAUGGAUCGAGCUUAUCGCCAGCAGCGGCCGUACGGAGGAGGUUACUAUGGUAACGGUCCGUACGGGGCCAGGAACAAUUACGGGUAUGGGAGGAGGUACUUCUAAAAGUCGAAGGCGACUCGCUCGGAGAGCAAGUUCAGAUGUGUGACAACCUUUGAUUGGGUGAUUAGGCGCGAGUUCCGAUGUGUGACAGCGGUGUGACUACGGUGCUCUUUCUUCUAUGUGGUUACGGUGUAAUUUAGGAAAAAGGGCAUUGCACUGCGUUCUCGUGUUCUCUUCCCUCCGUCUUGUCCUGUUCACAGAUUCCCUUCCGCUAUUUCCUUCUCUGUGAUUUGGCCUCGCUUCUCGCCUCGUGUACUUAAACGCGAAUUUUUGGAGACCCUUGUCCGGUUCGGUUUCCCCUACUCUCGCCUAGGAGUUUUCCUGAACUGCUGUAUCGUAUUCCUACUGCAGUGGAUUCUAUAUAAUCCGGACUUGUGUGCGGGCCAAGGAAACUGUCGAAUCCCCUUGUACGUGAGAUUAUGGGAGCGCCACGUGUUCCCGCUACCUCCUGCCUUGGGAGCUUUUGUGGUUGAUUUGAGUGCUAUCAUGAUGAGAGAACGCGAGAGUAGAUGUGUUAGGAGGUGGACAUUGGCAGCAACAUGGGAGAGGACACGCGUAUUUUAUGCUUUUAACUCGCACAAUAUUGUAUCGUUCUUUGUCUUGUACAAGCAUGUAUCUUUUGAUUCGCGUGUAUGAUGUUGUUGUUGUUGUGAUCGUUAUUUCGAUUGUGUUUUAAGUCCUAUGUAUUGGCUUGUUGGUAUGCAUCUCUCCGCCUCUCUGUGCCUGUGAAUGUCAGACAACUGUCGCAUGAAGAGAUGAUGGAAGGGUAGGGUGCGGACUGGAUAUUUCCCUCUUACCUCUAAACAGCACAAAGAGAGAGAGAGAGAGAGAGAGAGAGAGAGAGAGAGAGAGAGAGAGAGAGAGAGAGAGAGAGAGAAAUGUUGACCGAGUUCUGUACGUCGUCGCGGAGCAAUGAAUAGGGCUCAGUGAA